This is a messenger RNA of Salvia miltiorrhiza (redroot sage), 788 nucleotides long. Its product is annotated as probable WRKY transcription factor 75. Bases 96 to 596 code for a protein of 166 amino acids. The record is from RefSeq and is a predicted model, not a curated record. The transcript is spliced from 2 exons. Gene Ontology annotation, biological process: regulation of DNA-templated transcription. Gene Ontology annotation, molecular function: sequence-specific DNA binding; DNA-binding transcription factor activity. NCBI's taxonomy places the organism in Eukaryota, Viridiplantae, Streptophyta, Magnoliopsida, Lamiales, Lamiaceae.
GCCGCCCUAUCUUUCCAUAUUUGGACCACACCUUGUUCCAUUUUUUCCCCUCUCCACCAAAAUCAACACAUCUCUCUUCUCCAAAUCUCUGCAUAAUGGAGGAUCUUGCUCCUAAGCUCUUUCCCAGUUCAAACAUGGCGCCCACCAGUUUGUACAAGACCGGAAACUUGGAAGCUUUCGACUUUGGUGCAUCGUCGCACGUGGCUGAAAAACCUAAGACAGAGAGCUUCUUGUCGGAGGAAAAUUGUGAUCGGAUGAAGAUAUCUGGCAGUGUUGGGAGCGGGAAGAAGAAGAGCGAGCAGAGAGUGAGGAAGCCCAGAUUUGCGUUUCAGACAAGAAGCCAAGUUGAUAUUCUUGAUGAUGGCUACCGAUGGCGAAAAUACGGCCAGAAAGCAGUCAAGAACAACAAAUUUCCUAGAAGUUACUAUCGAUGCACUCGUGAGGGGUGCAACGUGAAGAAGCAAGUUCAACGGCUAUCGAGAGACGAGAGCGUCGUCGUAACUACGUAUGAAGGGAAGCACACACAUCCCGUUGAAAAACCAAGCGACAAUUUCGAACAAAUUCUCAGCCAGAUGCAGAUUUAUCCUCCUUUUUGAUCAAAUUAAUUAUACUACUCACACAACAUAUAUAAAUAUUAUAUUAUGUGAUAAGACUAUACUAGAAGAUAUAUCGAACGUUUAUUAACUAUGUGUAGUGCGUCAAACUCUCAUGCAGUUCUUGUAGAUCCUUGCAGAGAACGCUCACUUCACUUAUGAAUACAUCACUUAUUCGAAGUUUUAGAUAACGAG